AUGGCAAACCUAAAGCCAAGUUUGUUUCUGAUUAUAGCCAUGGUAGUUGCAUCCUUAGAGUUCAAUCACACUCGGUGGCAACAGAGCAUGUCGUCGGCGAUUCCUUCGGCUGGGCAGUGCCACAAAAUGCCGGUUUCUAUUCUAUGUGAAGUAACGAAGGAGGCAUACGACACGUGCGACACCCAAAAUCUAAUCUCAAUCCAAACCACCAGCCCCGCUAGAUUUACCAUAAACAAUGUCGACAACCACUACUACAUCUGUACCGUAGGCUUGCACUGCAAGUCCUUUUUGAAAUUAGCGAUUAGGGUUUCCGUUCCUAACAAUUCGUCUGCAAUGUUAUCUCACUGA
This is a messenger RNA of Lactuca virosa, 348 nucleotides long. The record is from the annotation of a GenBank genome assembly. Lineage: Eukaryota; Viridiplantae; Streptophyta; Magnoliopsida; Asterales; Asteraceae.